CCAAUAUGGCCGCGCCCACCCGGCUGUGCUGCUGCCUCUUCCCGCUGCUGCUGGGGAUGGGAAUGGUGGCGGCCACCGGGACCCCCGGCACCGGGGACUGCGGCUGCAGCGCCGGCCGGGCCCCCGGGGACGGGCGGGAGGCGGCGGCACGGCGCUACUCGGCGGCGGCGGCGAGCAGCGGGGGUAUCGCCGGGCUGGGGCCGAUGGUGCUGAUUCCGGGAGGGGUGUUCACCAUGGGCACCCACGAGCCUGAGAUCCAGCAGGAUGGAGAGGGGCCUGCCAGGAGAGUGCACAUUGACAGCUUCUACAUGGACCAGUACGAGGUCAGCAACCUGGACUUCGAGAGAUUUGUGAAUUCCACGGGCUACAUCACUGAGGCAGAGAAAUUUGGUGACUCCUUUGUGUUUGAGGGGAUGCUGAGUGAAGCAGUGAAGGCUGACAUCCACCAGGCAGUGGCAGCUGCUCCCUGGUGGCUGCCUGUGAAGGGAGCCAGCUGGAAGCACCCUGAGGGCCCUGACUCCAGCAUCUCCAGCAGAAUGGACCAUCCAGUCCUUCAUGUGUCCUGGAAUGAUGCCAUGGCCUUCUGCAGCUGGGCAGGGAAGCGUUUACCGACGGAGGCUGAGUGGGAAUACAGCUGUCGAGGGGGCCUUGAGAACAGGCUUUUCCCCUGGGGCAACAAAUUGCAGCCCAAAGGGCAACACUAUGCCAAUAUCUGGCAGGGAGAAUUCCCCACCAAUAACACAGCAGAGGAUGGCUACAAGGGGACUGCACCUGUCUCUGCCUUUCCCCCCAACGCUUACGGCCUCUACAACAUGGUGGGGAAUGCCUGGGAGUGGACAUCUGACUGGUGGGCUGUGCACCACUCCCCACAGGAGCUCCACAACCCUAAAGGGCCGUCCUCGGGCACGGACAGAGUGAAGAAGGGUGGAUCCUACAUGUGCCAUAAGGGUUUCAUGGAAUUUAUGAAGAGCAACACCUGAUGUUCCUAAGGAUCUCUUUUUGCUUAGCUUGGAAUUAAAACAAGUGUUUGCAGAACUGGCUGGGAGAUGAAGUGUUUCAGCUGAGUUGAUGCCAUAUCUGAAAAUCCUUCAGAAAGCCAGGAUGUCACCACAGAGCUGUGGCUGUUCAUGACACAAAAUUGUGUUUUAACUCUGCUCGUGCAGUGCUUGAAACCCCUCAUUGUACAGCUCCUGUUUCAUGAAAGCUGCCCUGCUCUUCUUCCCUUGCAAAGCCUGUGGCUGGCAAAUCACUCUCAUAAUUAGAUUUUCUACAGCGAGAUCCCAUUUUCUACACUGAUUUUCUUCUUAGGUGAAAUCAAUGUCAGAUGUUAAUUAGCAGUUUUGAUUAAAUUAACACUGGAAUAGGCUCUUCAGUGAUGAAUAACAUGACCCAUUUUGAAGGUUUGUGAAGAUUCUAGCCUGCCCUAGUCUUUUUUUGUAGGUGAUAAAACUAGGCUGUGUAUCGAGACAAAACCCACUGACUGCUGUUAGUACAAGGGCUCUUUAUGAGGUGCCUGAUGUCUGCACAGACUGAUCUUUGUGUGCUGAUGCUCUUCUCCCUCUCAGAGCUGACAGAGUCUGAAGUUGCACCGUUUUCCAUCCCAUACCAAAAUGAGCAUCUCGUUCAGGGAAAUGUUUCCAGGCAGGUGCCAGUACCUGUCCAUUCCAGGGGCUUUAGCACAUGGAUACCCAGCUCUGAGGGGAAGCUGAAUGGUUGUUCUGGCUUCUGCCCAGAGCAGGAAGGAUUAUUGGCUGAUACUUCAGCAGACACUUUGCCAUUUUUGUGUCAGCUGCUGUGUGUGUAGGAUCCCCUCAUCUCUAACGCAGUGAUUCCCAUCCGUAUCACUUCACUGAUCUGUCCCACAGCGAAGGCAAUGUUCUGCUGUAUUAAUCUAACUAAUUAAUCCGUUCAUCUAACAAGCUGUUGCCUGAGGAACCCCAGCUGUGCUAAGGAGUUCCCUUUCUGUGUUGCU
Messenger RNA from Parus major (Great Tit), 1972 nucleotides. RefSeq names its product sulfatase modifying factor 1 (gene SUMF1). The record is from RefSeq and is a predicted model, not a curated record. Bases 6 to 980 code for a protein of 324 amino acids. NCBI's taxonomy places the organism in Eukaryota, Metazoa, Chordata, Aves, Passeriformes, Paridae. Gene Ontology annotation, cellular component: endoplasmic reticulum. The transcript is spliced from 10 exons.